Molecule: messenger RNA, 4490 nt
Organism: Grammomys surdaster
Lineage: Eukaryota; Metazoa; Chordata; Mammalia; Rodentia; Muridae
Gene: Vav3
Product: vav guanine nucleotide exchange factor 3
Exons: 27
Coding region: 1-2370 (789 amino acids)
Biological process (GO): cell migration; intracellular signal transduction; regulation of GTPase activity
Cellular component (GO): cytoplasm; plasma membrane
Molecular function (GO): protein binding; guanyl-nucleotide exchange factor activity
Source: RefSeq, a predicted model, not a curated record
AUGGACGAUCUGGGUGUGCACCUCUCCAAGUUUCUCUGUCUGAAGAAUAUCCGGACAUUUCUGGCCGCCUGCUGUGAUACGUUUGGAAUGAGGAAAAGUGAACUUUUUGAGGCGUUUGACCUAUUUGAUGUUCGUGACUUUGGAAAGGUUAUAGAAACAUUAUCUCGGUUAUCCCGAACACCAAUAGCCUUGGCCACAGGAAUCAGGCCGUUCCCCACAGAAGAAAGUGUAAACGAUGAAGACAUCUACAAAGGCCUUCCAGACUUAAUAGAUGAAACCCGUGUGGAGGAUGAAGAAGACCUCUAUGACUGUGUGUACGGGGAGGAUGAAGGCGGAGAAGUCUAUGAAGACUUGAUGAAGGCAGAGGAAGCCCAGCAACCUAAAUCACAAGAAAAUGAUAUACGGAGUUGUUGCCUAGCAGAAAUUAGGCAGACAGAAGAAAAAUACACAGAAACUUUGGAGUCAAUAGAAAAAUAUUUCAUGGCACCAUUGAAAAGAUUUCUGACAGCGACAGAAUUUGAUUCCGUAUUUAUCAACAUUCCUGAUCUUGUAAAAGUUCAUCGGAGCUUAAUGCAAGAGAUUCACGAUUCCAUUGUAAAUAAAGAUGACCAGAACUUGUAUCAAGUUUUUAUUAACUACAAGGAAAGAUUGGUUAUUUAUGGCCAGUACUGCAGUGGAGUGGAGUCAGCCAUCUCUAACCUAGACUACAUCUCUAAGACAAAAGAAGAUGUCAAACUGAAAUUAGAGGAAUGUUCAAAAAGAGCCAAUAAUGGGAAAUUUACUCUGCGUGAUUUGCUGGUAGUUCCUAUGCAGCGUGUGCUGAAGUAUCACCUCCUCCUUCAGGAGCUGGUCAAACACACCCAUGACCCUAUGGAGAAGGCAAACCUGAAGCUAGCUCUGGAUGCAAUGAAGGACUUGGCACAAUAUGUGAAUGAAGUAAAAAGAGAUAAUGAGACCCUUCGUGAAAUUAAGCAGUUUCAGCUAUCUAUAGAGAAUUUGAACCAGCCAGUUUUGCUCUUCGGAAGACCGCAGGGAGAUGGUGAAAUACGAAUAACCACACUGGACAAGCAUACGAAACAAGAAAGGCAUAUCUUCUUAUUCGAUUUGGCAGUGAUUGUCUGCAAAAGGAAAGGUGAUAACUAUGAGAUGAAGGAAAUAAUAGAUCUCCAGCAGUACAAGAUAGCCAACAACCCUACCACUGAUAAAGAGAAUAAAAAGUGGUCUUAUGGCUUCUACCUCAUCCAUACCCAAGGACAAAAUGGGUUAGAAUUUUAUUGCAAAACAAAAGAUUUAAAGAAAAAAUGGCUGGAACAGUUUGAGAUGGCUUUAUCCAACAUAAGGCCAGACUAUGCAGACUCCAAUUCCCAUGAUUUCAAGAUGCACACCUUCACUCGGGUGACAUCCUGCAGGGUCUGCCAGAUGCUCCUGAGGGGAACAUUUUAUCAAGGCUACUUAUGUUUUAAGUGUGGAGCAAAAGCACAUAAAGAAUGUUUGGGAAGAGUAGACAAUUGUGGCAGAGUUAAUUCCAUUGAACAAGGGCCAUUCAAACCACCAGAGAAACGGACCAAUGGACUUCGGAGAGCUUGCAGACCAGUGGAUCCAGGUUUGCCAAAGAUGCAGGUCAUUAGGAACUACACUGGCACCCCGCCCCCAGCGCUUCAUGAAGGACCACCAUUGCAUAUCCAGGCAGGGGACACUGUUGAACUUCUGAGAGGAGAUGCACACAGUGUGUUCUGGCAGGGACGAAACUUAGCUUCAGGAGAGGUUGGAUUUUUCCCAAGUGAUGCUGUCAAACCAUCUCCAUGUGUACCUAAGCCAGUAGAUUAUUCUUGCCAACCCUGGUAUGCUGGCCCAAUGGAAAGACUGCAGGCAGAAACGGAACUUAUUAACAGGGUGAAUAGUACUUACCUUGUAAGGCACAGGACCAAAGAGUCUGGAGAAUAUGCAAUUAGCAUUAAGUACAAUAAUGAAGCAAAACAUAUCAAGAUUUUAACAAGAGAUGGCUUUUUUCACAUUGCAGAAAAUAGAAAAUUUAAAAGCUUAAUGGAACUUGUGGAGUACUACAAGCACCAUUCUCUUAAAGAAGGGUUCAGGACCUUGGAUACAACGCUACAGUUUCCAUACAAGGAGCCAGAACAGUCAGCUGGACAGAGGGGUAAUAGAACAGGCAACAGCUUGUUAAGUCCCAAAGUACUGGGCAUCGCCAUCGCUCGAUAUGAUUUCUGUGCAAGAGAUAUGCGGGAGCUUUCCCUAUUGAAAGGAGACAUGGUGAAGAUUUACACAAAGAUGAGUGCAAAUGGCUGGUGGAGAGGAGAAGUAAAUGGCAGGGUGGGCUGGUUUCCAUCCACAUAUGUGGAAGAAGAUGAGUAAAGUCCAAUCCAGUGUUGACCCUGCACUAAAAUCUCAAAGACAACGUAAAAGAAACCUGCACUGCAUUAUGAGUUAACUGAAGUGUUUAAAAAGCAGCGUUCUUGGCUGUUCAACACCCUCUUUUUUCUCUUCCUAAGUCUUAAUGCUGGAUUUCUAAAGAUGCUGGUGCUGACAGAUUAAUGGCUUGCCUAGAGCAGUGCAAGAAACAGCCUGCCAGUCUGUCAUUGUCAGGAACCAGGGCAAAAUCAACGGCUUUUCUUCCCCCCAAAGAGUCCUACAAACACAUCUAUCGGAUCAGGUUUCUCUUACUUCAUUGAGCCAGAUACCAUGGAUCCAGCCAUUAGAAAACGUUUCUUGCAUAUUUACUUUGUUCUCACAGUUUUUGAUGAUACAAAGAAACAGAAGUUUAAUUUUGCUUUUUCCCAGCAUGAAGAAAAAGUAGAGUCUGCCAUCUGGGAAAGAUCCAGCUUGCUGGAAAGAUCCAGCAUUUCUUGUCUUAAAUUGUUCAACAGGUGACUCACUGUCUGGCAAACACUUUUAUCCCCAGAUGUUACUCAUGAUAAAAUAAAAGAGGCUCAUGCUCAGGUUUGCAUCAUAAGUGAUAAAUUACAGAGAGGGUUUUAAUUAUUCAUUUGAUGUCCUGAUUAUAUUUCCACACUUCUUUAUAAAGAAGAAAAAGAGAAGCACAUGAAAGGAAGUAUCUUUGUAUUAAAGCCUCACAGCUUUUGUGAUUUCAUAGGGUGUUUUGGAAAUGUCAUGCUUGACAAAGGAAUCAUGGCUGGGCAGAUCAUGCUUAGUUUCCAGGAAUCCCAGAGAGGUAGAGGUGUUUACAGAGACAGAUCAAGUUCUGUAAUCUAUCCAUAGGACAUUGCUGUAUAGCUGCAAUAGCUAUUAACGCAAGCCUUUUCCUUCUCUCCAGAAAGACCCAGGGCAUAUUUGCUGAUUUCCACUCUUUUCUUUAAUAGUAGCACAGAAGAGCUUUAUUGAGGAUUUGGGAAGAAAAGCACACUGAGUCUUUCAUUUCUUUCUGAGACAGAUGGAAAGGCACCUGAUUUCUGUGUUCCCCUGGCUCCUCUGUUUUCUCUUCUGAAGCCUUUCCAGCUAUGUCUUAAUCUGUAGGAAGAUCCACCUUCAGCAUGUUUCUUUCUCCAAGCUUUCACUGUGUUCCAUGAGAAGUCUAAGUAUCUUCCCCCUGAGAUGCAUGGAAUCCCUAGUUGAGGCAGACAAGAUACGAACUCAGCCCUUCCAUGGUGGAGUAUUUCUUUGGUAGCAGUAACUGUGUUCUGACAAGAUUCAGAAAAUAGUUCUGCUGAGGGAAAAAAAGAGGUAGUUUUAUCUUAGAAGUGAUCUAGAAGCGUCUCUUGUACCAGAUUUUUUUGGUCACCUCUGACACGAAAGGGCUGAGACAACCUGUUCUCUCCCAUCUCACAGGAGUGCCAGAACCUGUUUGGUGGACACAUCUCCCUGGAAGGGACCCCAUGGGGGCUAGGACUUCUCAUUUAAAUAGACUCAAGACCUUUACCUCAGAAUUAUGUAAACUGUGAUUGUGUUUUAGAACAAGUGAGCUUUUGUAUAUGUGUAAAUGGUCAUGAAAAUGUAUUUUAUAAAAUGUCUGUACAGUUGUCAUGUGCUGGCAAGGUCUACUCUUGGAAUGGAUUCCUACCUAUAAGGUCUUAUCUGUGUCUUGGGAAUGUUUUGUCUGUUAGUGUCAGCAAGUGUUGCUAUGGAGAGUACAGCUUCCCACGGAUUGAAACACUCCUGUGUACAGUAUUGUAGCAUGUAUUGUUUAUUUCAGUCAAUAGACUCCCUGCCUCACAAGGGGUAUGUGGUCUUCCUGUUGCAUUUCACUGGCCUCAGAGUUUCAUAGCAGAGGAUACAAGAGCCUCUUUUCAUGACAUUACCAAUGAUGACUUUGUCUACAUUUAAUACUUUGUAUUGAAGAUUUUAAAUGCCAUGAUCUGUGUAGAUUUCUAAUACCAAAGACAGACAUAAAUGUUUUCCAUAGAUUUUUGUCUUGCCUGUCUGUAGCCCUUGUGUUAUAUGGUGAGUUAGGAUGCCAUUUUACUUUGUAAUAUUUUGUAAAUAUGUCAAUAAAAUAGUUACUACUUGCUUUAAGAGUA